Messenger RNA from Haemonchus placei, 1437 nucleotides. Lineage: Eukaryota; Metazoa; Nematoda; Chromadorea; Rhabditida; Trichostrongylidae. The record is from the annotation of a GenBank genome assembly.
AUGCUGAUCUCUUUAACAUCUUACGGAAUGUACAACAUAGAUCUAAGAGACAGUAUACGAGAAGGUUACACUGCGCUUGACGCUCCAUCACGUUACGAGACGCAAGCACGGAGAGAGUUCCUGGACACACCUGUUGACCCAAUGGAGAUGAUAUUGUUAUUGCUGUCGAAAGAUCGUGGAUCCAUGCAUCGGAAAGCACUUCUGGAUGAAGCGGCCACGAUUGUCGAUCUCGUUUACAACAUGACAUUUAUAUAUGAAAGCCGAAGUCUCACGUAUGAAAAGAUGUGCUCGCCAUACUGCUUUAGUAGAAACCUCUUCAAUGGUUUUAAGCAUUACUACGACGUUAACCACAGAUCAGCCACGAAGUACGGUACAUGGAGCGAUUUAUACAACUUAUCGUACCCAUUCGCUUCCAUAUGGGGUGUUCGUCUUCCCCUCGAGCAGUUAAUGUUUGGUGUGGUGCUAAAACGACCAAAUAUUUCCGAUGUACCAGUUGAACCUAAAAAGGUGAAGCGAUUUUUUGACUUUGGUAACGAUAUACCGGUAGAUCGCACAAAACCGUUGGAAUCCCAAAUCACGAACAUGGAACAUGUCGAGCUGCUCGUUCUCUACCUCUAUGGUUUCAAAAAUACGACCGAAAUUGAGAGAGGCUUCACAAUUUGGGAGUUGGGAAUACAUGAUUGGACAAAGAGGGGUGAAUUUUAUUUCAAAGAGGUUUCAGGAGUUGAUGCUUUGUUCUUGAUGAUGUUUUCGUGGCAGAAAAUGAUCGAAUUCGACUAUACACCAUCAGGAAGGCUUGGAAUGGUUUUCGAAGAGUGCGGUCCGAGUAUAACAAUUACAUCUGUAACAAAUAUGCUAGCGUUCAGCAUUGGAGCUAUUACUCCAACGCCAGAAGUUCGCAUAUUCUGCAUGGGAUCAGGAAUAGCGAUGUUAAUGACGUAUGUUUAUCAGUUGAUCUUAUUCGGCCCAGUUCUCGCAAUCGCAACAAGCUACGAAAGCAAACUUGAAGACGAGGAACAAGCAACUUCAGGCUUCAGGGCACUGAUUAAUCUGACCUUCAUGACAUUACUUCGCGCCCACUGCGCGUUUAUCGGUCGCACUGAAGUAGCUGCUAUCGUUUUCGUAUUGACCAUCAUCUAUUUGGGUUUCUCAAUACAAGGUGUGGUCACAAUGAAGACCAGGCUGGAUUCGGCGAAAAUUCUGCCUUUGGAGUCUGAACUGCGCAGACCGAACUCGCUACUUAUGGAUUACGUAUGGAAGGAACAUCUAUCGCCUACUUUCCUUGUCAAUAAUCGCUUCAAUCUGACGGACACCAAUUUGACAAGGCAAUUCUGGGAUGUGCUACGCGAACUCGAAAGCCUGUCUCUUUGCAAAGGUACGACGAUGAAGGUUACACCAGGCCGAAAGUUAUCGGGAUCCACCCCUCUCGAAUGCUAA